Molecule: messenger RNA, 3091 nt
Organism: Mercenaria mercenaria
Lineage: Eukaryota; Metazoa; Mollusca; Bivalvia; Venerida; Veneridae
Product: gamma-aminobutyric acid type B receptor subunit 2-like
Exons: 9
Coding region: 268-1461 (397 amino acids)
Biological process (GO): gamma-aminobutyric acid signaling pathway; G protein-coupled receptor signaling pathway
Cellular component (GO): membrane; G protein-coupled receptor heterodimeric complex
Molecular function (GO): G protein-coupled GABA receptor activity
Source: RefSeq, a predicted model, not a curated record
UUCUUACAGUUUAAUUCUCUAUUUCCGUAACAUUAAAUAUUCUUGAAGUUUAUUCAGUUUUGGUAAGAACCAAGUACUGGACCAGGUUUAAAUUAUUCCUUAGCAUAAUAGUAGAUCCUUUUCACAGUCUGAAUAAAAUUUGUAUAUGUACACUCGCUUCGUCGAAGAGUAUAUUUGUUGAUCUGUACGUGUUAUUGUCCAAAGAUAUAUUUGAUAGUCAUUGGCCCGUCGUACAUUUUAUUCACAGGUCACUCCAAAACUCUUGACAUGUUUGAUUACAUUGAUUCGGAUAUCAACGAGAUCAUAUUCCAGUGUAUGGGAAACAUAAGUUUAACCGGUGUUUCUGGUAGAGUAUCCUUCACGUCUGGAGCCGAUCCAGACCGCAUUGUCCAAAUUGAAAGAAUUCAAGGGAACGCAAGACAAACAGUGGGCUUCUACAGACAAGACAAAAAUCCAAAAUACUUCGAGUGGAUAAAGGGUGCCAUCAAAUGGAAAGAUAAUGUUAUUCCUAGAGAUUCCACGUUAAUUACGUACGAGGAAAAAGAAAUACCAAUAAGUCUUUACGUUAUAAUGACGUUACUGGCUAGCCUUGGAAUUUGUCUUGCCAUUUCUUUCCUCGUUUUCAACGUCUUGUACCGCAAUCAUAGAUAUGUGAAGCUGUCCUCUCCGAAUAUUAACAAUGUGCUGUUAGUAGGGUGUGUCGUUUGUUACAGCACAGUAUUCUUUAAAACCACUGGUGCUGAAAGCGACGGCAUCUGUAAAAUGAGUUUAAUGUGCUUUAGCCUUGGAUUUACUGUGACAUAUGGCUCGUUGUUUUUUAAAACAUGGAGAGUAUACCGGAUAUUCAAGAACAAGCAACUUAUGAAACGUAUUAUCAAAGACUAUCAGCUUCUUUCGAUAAUUGGAGUUUUCGUGGGAGUUGUUUUGGUGGUUUUGAUUGUGUGGGAAUCGGUCGGACCUCACAAAAUAGUAACUAAAUAUUUGCAAAAGGAGGUAUACAUGAUUGGAGAUGAUACCGAAGUGAGGCCAUUUGUACGUGUUUGUCAGUCGGAAUUUUCGAAUAAUUUUCAAUGGCCAUUAUAUGUUGUAGAGGGUGGCCUCCUUAUAUUUGGAGCAUUCCUUGCUUGGGAAACAAAAAAUGUCAAAAUAAAAGCGCUUAAUGAUUCACGCGAGAUUGGAUUCUGCAUAUACAAUGUGGUCAUUCUGAGCGCAGUUGGUUUGACAUUGUCGCUGCUUUUGAAGGACAAUGAGAUCCUCAUGUAUGGGAUAACAUCAGGAUUUCUUGUAAUUGGAACUUUGGUGACACAAGCUGUCAUAUUUGUUCCAAAGAUACUUGCAGUAAAGAAAAAGGACACCGGGAAGAAGUCCACAGGAGUAACAAUAAUUAGUACGGAACAUACCAGUACUUCUGUUCAAAGUACAAUCUAUAGUGCUCAACGACGUUUACUGAAUCAUAAAUAAAUGUUAUUGUUAAUGCACAUUAAUUAGCUUACUAAACAUUCGAUUAAAUUAGACAGUUAUACAAACAUUAAAAAAAAACAUACAUAACAUAAGAGUUUUCUUUGUAAAAGAGGUAAAGGGUGAAACCACUGAUUAUGUUUGAGGCAAAUGCGUAAUGCUGUUAGAGCAGGUACAUCUUACCUUACCACAAAAAGAGCAUUCACACGUGAUCGUUAAAGCCAAAGAUUUUGCAAAUAAGCCCGGAUUUAGCCACCAAGAGAUAUAGUUGUCAAAUUCAUGCCAUAACGUUUUUGCCAAAGAAUUGAUUUUAUUUGCGUCGAUCUACUUUCAAGGCAAGAAAUUAUGCACGAAUACUGCACAAGAAAGCAUGAAUACUUGGUGUUCUAAUCCUUUGACUUAAUUAAAAGAAAAAUAAACUUGUUGCAGUGUCAUCUGACUAGAAUGUCUUCGUGAAAGACACCAUGUGAAAAAUAGAGCAACUGAAAGGAUGAACCCAGUUUAAUCACGAUGCACCCACUCUAACAGCCACUCGAUCCAAUCAUGCGGAAUAGUGUAUAAAUCUGUACAAUCUAUCUUUUCUGUAUAUAUUGAACAAAUUUAUUAUAAGGAUAUUAUUAGAAUUUGCAUUGUAAUGUUAUUGAAUCUCUAAUACAUCGGCUAUCUUAUCGUAGUUAUCGUAUGAAACGUUUUAAAGGGACUGGCCUCCAGACCGUUCGACAAAAACUAAUAUAUAUGGAAAUAAAUGCUGUCUUUUUAUGAAGGCUUUAAUACUUUAAUACUGACAAACUAUGUUACGGAAACAUACAGGAAUUUACUGUUUUUACUACUUUUUACGGUGAAAAUUGUUUGUAACGCUUUACUCCAAGUAAAAUUUCUCGAUUGUAAAUACCAAUAUUUUGAAGUCAUAAUUCACUACUUCCACUAUAGUAACCUCGGUUACGAAGACGGCAAAAUGUCUAUUAUAGCCGCAGCGGUACGGGUUCGAUUACCGACGCGGUCGUCUUUUUUUUCUUGAUUUGGAAUAUUUAAAAUAUGUUAGAAGAAAAAACUCAUAUGCUAAUGUUCAUAAGUGACCGAACUUCGACUUGAAAGGACGAUCUUUUAGCCAGAUCUGGAGGUCAGUGCCUUUAAAGGUGUAAAUUUCUCGCACUUUAGGUUUUUGAAGGUGAAUUAUCAUAAUCUGCUAUCAAAACACAGUUCUUUGUAAAUAAUUGUAUUCUACUGUCAUUGUACUCUGUUGUAAUUUGCAUUUAUCCAUUCAUUACUGUAAGUUUAGUUCUUGACUCAUGUGUUUAUUUUGUUAAGUUUUAUAAUUUAUUUGAAUAUAUUUACCUACUGUUCAAAAGUUAUGUACAGUUUGAUUACUAGGUCAUACGUGUGUACACGUUUUCAAACCAAAAUUUCUCUACUUAAAAAUGACCUUUUUAAUAUUUGAUUAUGUUCUGUUUUAGCUUGAGCUCACGUUUUUCUUAUACUAGAAACACUAAAAUAUGGAAGCCGGAGUUAAGGUUACAAAACGCAAUCUUUAAUAUUUACAAACAUGAUGUCUACACAAACGAACUGUAAUUGUACCAGAGAGUGAGUGUUAAAUUCUUUUAUUAUAUCAUAAUAAAAUAGAUAAUUAUGUUCA